This is a messenger RNA of Habropoda laboriosa, 2397 nucleotides long. It is a transcript of the gene Klp54D, whose product is annotated as kinesin-like protein KIF12. The record is from RefSeq and is a predicted model, not a curated record. NCBI's taxonomy places the organism in Eukaryota, Metazoa, Arthropoda, Insecta, Hymenoptera, Apidae. The transcript has 16 exons. Gene Ontology annotation, molecular function: ATP binding; microtubule motor activity; microtubule binding. The coding region runs from base 1 to 2397 and encodes 798 amino acids. Gene Ontology annotation, biological process: microtubule-based movement.
AUGGUGCUUGUGAAGAAUCCGUCGCCUUCCCGAGGCGAGAGUCUUCAAAAAGAAAAUGCAAAGAGGGAUAAGGGGAAGAGUCGCGUGUCACGCGGCAAUAGCCCUCCGGGGAAGAGCACUUCCAGAGGGAAUAGUCCAGGAAGGAGCAGUUCUGGUGUCAAAGUAAUUGGGAAGAGUAGCUUGCUGCAGUCUCGCGGAAACGAGACUGGCAGCAUCGAGAGGCUGGUCGAUGGAGACAAGAGAGUGAUCGCCACUAAACAUUUACUUCCAGAGAAUAACAUAAAUGUAGUCGUCAGAGUACGCCCGCUUAGCGGUAGAGAAGUUAAAGCCGGCGACAAUAUGGCCGUGCAAUUUCCUGGGGACGGUCAGAUAUACUGCGAAGGAACUCCGGCUGGCGGGGACAAGAAAGGCAAAUUAUUUUCGUACAACGUGGUGUUCGAGCCCACGGCCACUCAGGAGGACAUCUUACAAUUCUCUGGCGUGAAGAAGCUCAUCGAAAUGGCGGUGGAAGGGUUCAGUUGCACCGCUUUCUGCUACGGACAAACCGGAAGUGGAAAGACUCAUACACUUACUGGACCUCCUGGGAUGUUUGAAAGCAUGAGUCCCUACUCCGAGGAGCACGGCCUGGUCUUCCGGUCUUUCGUCUACCUGUUCAAAUUGCUGCAAGAGCGAGAAGAAUGUAACUUCGUACUGAAAGCUUCCUUUCUGGAGAUCUACAACGAGAAGGUAAUAGAUCUGUUAAAUCCUGGAACGUCGAGGAAACCCUUAAUGGUACGAUGGAGCAAAAAGACCCGAGGUUUCUUCGUGGAGAAUCUUUUCACCGUCGAAUGCGUGGAGCUUGACGACCUUUUGGCUGUUCUCGAGGAAGGGAUGAGAAAUAGAUCUGUCGGCUCGCACAACAUGAACGAUCACUCGAGCAGAAGUCACAGUAUCCUCACGGUGAACAUCACCUUUGAGCAACAGAUGGAUAACAGCGUGUUCAUCUCGAGACAAGGGAAGAUUAAUUUCGUCGACCUGGCUGGCAGCGAGAUGACGAAGAAAACACAGAGCGAGGGGAAAACUCUGGAGGAAGCGAACAACAUCAACAAAAGCCUGAUGGUUUUAGGUUACUGCAUAUCUUCGUUGAGCGAUGGAAAACGCAAAGGUGGUCAUAUUCCGUACCGGGACAGCAAACUGACCAAGCUUCUGGCAGACAGUUUGGCUGGAAACGGUGUUACCUUGAUGAUUGCCUGCGUGUCAGCAGCUAGGUCAAACGCAAGUGAAACACUGAACACGCUGAGGUACGCAGCUAGGGUGAAGAAGAUUCGAACAAAACCUAUCGUGGUAAUGGAUGCUCGAGAUGCACUGAUUCUUAGCUUGAAGAGAGAAGUGGGAGCUCUUCAGACGGAAAACGAACACCUGAGGACGGCUCUUCAUCUGGGUGGCGACGUUUCGAAUAUAGUUCGCAGCGAGUCGAAAGCUGAGAGAAAAGCACCAUUGACGCCUCCGGUGGUAGAUCUGGAUAAAUUAUCGGAAAUGGAACGUCCUGAAUUAAGUCAGCUGAUCCACGCGUAUAUAACAGAGAACGAGGCUCUUCGUCGUGAGAAUGCAGAAUUGUACGCUACCAGGGAGCAAGUGAUAAGAGAUCAAGAGCUAGUCUGUAGGGAGAAUGAAAGAUUGCUGAAGAAACUGGAGGACGUAAAUUCAGUGUGUUGUCGAUCACCUAUAAUACCUGCCAGGCCCACCUAUUCGGCGGAAGUGAACGACAACAACAACGAGGACGCACCUGGAGCGACCAACGUCUGGACCAACCCUAACGUGGAACCAACUCCUCUCUCGAGCGAUAUGAUCAGACAUGGACUCUACAGAUCAACCACCAGUAUGCCAGAGAAGAUACAGAAGGAGCUAGACAAACGUAGAAUCGUGGGAAGUUACAACAACAUAGCAGAAGCGUACAAAGACAAGAGUCAUCAUCGUCGACACAAUUCCUGGGACAAUGGAAAUGGCACGACGAGAAUGAGUCCAGAUCAGACGACGUCACCGACAGACGGCAAUCAGUACAAGAAGGCGAACACGCGCCGUACCUCAACAGUCCCUGAAGAGAGGAGACCCUCAGAGACGAACGAUCUCCUAGGUGAACCGGUUCAACCGUCUGAUCACUCGUACAACGAAUCCCCAGACUCGAUUCUCAGCGGCCCUCUAGAUAUGGUGAACUCUGCACCGGGCACAGCAGAGUCCGAAGCGCCAACCGCUCCUUUUCCAGCAUUGUCACAGUCCUCUUCGCCGUUUGGCACUCCAGAACCUGAGGACACGGUUUACGUAGCAAGAACGCCGAGAAAAUCGAAGGAAAGAGAAGAGGAGACGACGCAACGAGCGUUCGGAAGUCCCAUACCAACCGACGAGGAUAAACCACUUUGA